This is a messenger RNA of Darwinula stevensoni, 662 nucleotides long. The record is from the annotation of a GenBank genome assembly. Lineage: Eukaryota; Metazoa; Arthropoda; Ostracoda; Podocopida; Darwinulidae.
AGGUGAUGAUGCGAUUUUAGUGAAACUGUGUUUGUGAAUCAGUGAAAAUGUCGUUGGCGGGGUUUCGCAAGCAACUCAACAAAGCGAAUCAGUUUGUAUCUGAGAGGAUUGGUGGUGCUGAGGGCACCAAGCUGGAUGAUGACUUCACUGAAAUGGAGAGGAAAACUGACGUGACGGCUGAGGUGGUGGAAGAGCUCCAGACAAAAACGAAGGAGUUCCUCCAACCAAACCCAACAGUUAGAGCAAAAAUGGCAGCUGUGAAAGGGAUUUCCAAGUUGAGUGGCCAAGCCAAGGCAUCAACAUAUCCUCAGCCUGAAGGAAUCCUCGGGGAUUGUAUGCAAACAUAUGGCCGCAGACUUGGGGAGGACAACAUCUUUGCACAAUCCCUUGUGGAAUUGGGAGAAGGCUUGAAGCAGAUAGCAGACAUCAAGUAUGCUCUGGAUGAUAACAUGAAGCAGAACUUCUUGGAACCCCUACAUCACCUCCAGUCGAAGGACAUCAAGGAGGUCAUUCAUCACCGCAAGAAGCUUCAAGGCAGAAGACUUGAUUAUGACUGCAAGAAACGCAAACAAACUAAGGCUUGGAGUGGAUCUCCAGGUUUUUUUGCCAGCCUUCAAGGGAGCCCUGUCCAUGGUGAAUGCAAGUUGGAAAUUUCUUCUUAG